AUGCUUUGGUCACGUGGUCAGGUCCAAUACAAAGCAACAUGGCGGCCAUUGGUGCCGUCUGUGAAGUAUUUCUGUUCUGGACAGAGCUGGGUUAGGACAUAUCCAGCUCUGUCUUCUUCUGGCAUGCCUCUGGCAAUCAAUAACUGUACCAAUCCUAUUUAUUCAUACUCUCAUCUUCCUCACGCACCAACAAUACUCAAUUCCUUGUUGUCUCUUAAUCUCCUUUCUCUUCCAAGUGUCUCACAUGUCUUACAGCUGCUUUACACUAUGGACCAAUAUCAUACCAUUAAGCAGCUUGGAGAUGGCACUUAUGGCAGUGUUAUACUGGCUCGGAAGCAAGACACAUCACAAUUGGUAGCAAUUAAAAGAAUGAAAAAGAAGUUCUACAAUUGGGAAGAAUGUGUCAAUCUAAGAGAAGUAAAGUCAUUACGAAAACUGAAUCAUCCAAAUAUCGUCAAGCUGAAGGAAGUGGUGCGAGAAAAUGAUCAACUUUAUUUUGUAUUUGAAUACAUGAAAGAAAAUUUAUAUCAAAUGUUGAAAGACAGAGACAGAUUUUUGUCCGAUUCUGUAGUGAGAAAUAUUAUUUACCAAGUUCUUCAAGGCCUUGCUUUUAUGCACAAGAAUGGUUUUUUUCAUCGAGAUUUGAAACCUGAAAAUUUACUUUGCACUGGACCAGACUUGGUGAAAAUUGCUGAUUUUGGUUUGGCAAGGGAAACUCGUUCACAACCGCCUUACACAGAUUAUGUAUCCACAAGAUGGUACCGUGCUCCAGAAGUUCUACUACGAGCAACUAACUACAGCUCCCCCAUUGACUUGUGGGCCGUCGGUUGUAUUAUGGCUGAGGUUUAUACACUACGGCCCUUGUUUCCAGGCAGUUCAGAAAUUGAUCAGAUUUUCAAAAUAUGUUCCAUUCUCGGUACACCACACAGGAAAGACUGGGAAGAUGGUUACCGACUUGCUGCAGCUAUGAAUUUCCGCUGGCCACAAUGCAUUGCAACAAAUUUGAAAACAGCUGUGCCCAAUGCCAGCAGUGAAGGUCUUAAUGUAAUGAAAGAUUUGAUUCAGUGGAACCCAAAAGACCGUCCCACUGCCAUUCAAGCUUUGAGAUACAGUUUCUUCCAAGUCGGGGCCAAUUUAAGUAGUGCCAAACAACAGCAGACAUCAGUGAAUAACGUGUCCCUUCCUUAUCCUGCCAUUGGCCCUUUGGAACCAACCAGCAAUUAUUAUACUCAUCCACAAACAAAGCCAUUAGCUGAGAAUCGAGCCACCAACAUCCUGCCCUCUCUGAUGAGUGCAAAUAAAAUAAAACAAACAAACCAUGAAACAAAGGAACCAUCCCGAUUAUUACAAACCAAAAAACCAAGUGCCCGGAAACGUUGGGGUCUGGAUUUAUCAUGGGAUGAUUUUGAUGAUUUUGAUUUUGCUGAUCACCAGAAAAGGAAUCAAACCAUUCCAUCAUUUUUGAAAGAAAAUAAAAAUGAUGGUAACGACAAAUUAUUUGAUGAGGAUGAUGCUGAUGAUGAUUUCACAAGUUUCCUUAAAAUUAAGGCCAAUCCUCACCCAAAAGCGGCUGACAACAAUCGACGGAACUCUGGUCAGCAGACCAGUCGGUCAUCUGCCAAACAGUAUUACCUUGGCAAGGCACGAUAUGUUCCAGGAAUGAAUCCAACAGCAGGAAUAACACGGAAAGAUAAUGUGUCAUUGUGGAAUCCAAAACCAUACAACAUUUCUCGAAACAAUAAUCCAGAUUAUGGCUGGAAGCGUGCACCAGCCCCACUGUCUUUAGGCAAGAAUUCUGCCACCUAUCGGCCUUCUGUUGGAGCCACAAUACACGGGCGCACAGAUUGGGGAGCCAAGUAUCUAAAGUCAUGA
Messenger RNA from Acanthosepion pharaonis, 1872 nucleotides. The record is from the annotation of a GenBank genome assembly. NCBI's taxonomy places the organism in Eukaryota, Metazoa, Mollusca, Cephalopoda, Sepiida, Sepiidae.